Molecule: messenger RNA, 1700 nt
Organism: Mastomys coucha (southern multimammate mouse)
Lineage: Eukaryota; Metazoa; Chordata; Mammalia; Rodentia; Muridae
Gene: St6galnac1
Product: ST6 N-acetylgalactosaminide alpha-2,6-sialyltransferase 1
Exons: 9
Coding region: 74-1639 (521 amino acids)
Molecular function (GO): alpha-N-acetylgalactosaminide alpha-2,6-sialyltransferase activity
Source: RefSeq, a predicted model, not a curated record
CGCCCUCCUCUGAACGAGGAGGCGACCUGACUGCUGCUUCCAGAAGCUUGCUCUCAGGGAGCACCCAUCCACCAUGAAGAACUAUUGCAGAGGGCUUUCCCAGAGGCAGGCUUUCCUGCUUCUGGCUGGGCUGACGUUGUUCUUUAUUCUGCCCUCCUUUAUUAAGAAGCCAAGCACAAAGGAUUCCAGGUACCAGUUCAUAGAGAACAAUGGAUCAAGUCCGCAGGAGAUUCAACCAGAGGCUGAACCCCAAAGACCCAUCAUGACACUGCCACCCAGAAUUCACAACAAGGAGACAACCUCUGUCAAGACAAAGGAGGUGGACCUGAAGAAUCAGGAGAGAGAGGCAGCCCGAGGAGAUCGAGGAGAGGGGGAGGAGAAGAGGAAGUUGGAGACCAUAAGGCCAGCACCAGAGGAUUCUCAGAGCGAGGCAGAGCCUGCUUCAAAGACGUCUGUUCCAAGACUUCUGGAUGAACGUUCAAGAGCUACAGGAGUACUGUCAACAAGGAAGAAUCCAAUGGCCACAGGAGCCAUCCAGGCCACCCGAUCUCCUGCCUCUUUCCCACACCCCACUACACAAAAAAGCCAAAUGCUGAAGGCCUCCAACUUCAAGUCUGAGCCUCGGUGGGAUUUUGAGGAGGAAUAUAGCUUGGCUACGGGCAGCCUGCAGACGACCUGCCCUCAUUCUGUGAAGGUGAAGGCCUCCAAGUCACCAUGGCUACAGAAUACCUUUCUGCCCAACAUCACUCUGUUCCUGGACUCUGGACGCUUCACCCAGAGCGAGUGGAGCCGGCUAGAGCAUUUCGCACCGCCCUUUGGCUUCAUGGAGCUCAAUCGGUCCUUGGUACAGAAGGUAGUGAGCCACUUCCCUCCAGUUCCCCAGCAGCAGCUCCUCCUUGCCAGCCUCCCCACUGGGUACUUCACCUGUAUCACCUGUGCUGUGGUGGGCAACGGCGGCAUCCUGAACAAUUCACGGAUGGGCCAAGAGAUAGACAGCCACGACUAUGUUUUUCGACUGAGUGGAGCCGUUAUUAAAGGAUAUGAACAGGAUGUGGGGACCCGGACAUCCUUCUAUGGGUUCACUGCCUUCUCCCUGAUUCAGUCUAUCCUCACUUUGGGUAGUCAAGGUUUCCAGCAUGUGCCUCUGGGGAAGGAUGUCCGAUAUCUACACUUCCUGGAAGGCGCCCGGGACUACGAGUGGCUGGAAGCUAUGUUUUUGAAUCGGACCAUGGCAAAAACCCAACUUUCCUGGUUCAGGCAAAGGCCCCUGGAAGCCUUCCGGGACGCCUUGGACUUGGAUCGAUACUUGCUACUGCACCCAGACUUUCUCCGUUACAUGAAGAACAGGUUUCUGAGGUCAAAGACCCUGGACACUGCCCACUGGAGAAUAUACCGCCCCACCACUGGCGCCCUCCUACUGCUUACGGCCCUUCAUCUCUGUGACAAGGUGAGCGCCUAUGGCUACAUCACCGAGGGCCAUGAGCGCUUCUCUGACCACUACUAUGAUACAUCGUGGAAACAGCUCAUCUUUUACAUAAACCAUGACUUUAUGUUAGAGAGAACGGUCUGGAAGCGGCUGCAUGAUGAAGGCAUCAUCUGGCUCUACCAGCGCCCACAAAGUGACGACGCAAAGAACUGACCAGUGAUCAGGGGUCCACCUAGAUCACUUACAACACAGGAGGUAAGGGCUCCUCAUAUGC